CCAUAAGCUCGGACCAUGCUGCGGGUCAGGUGUCUCAGAGGAGGUAGCAGGGGCGCAGAGGCCGCCCAUCUGAUUGGAGCCAUGUUCGGGCGUGCAGUGACGGGUUGGGCGCAGAGGGCGCAGAGGGCGCUGCAGAGCACAUCCAGCGCCGCUGUGGCCGAGCCGCACCUGGAGGACGAUCACGUUACUGACGCACUGGAGCAGGACUGUCCCGUGUGCAGCUACAACGAAUGGGACCCGCUGGAGGAGGUGAUCGUGGGCCGAGCCGAGAACGCUCACGUGCCUCCGUUCACUGUGGAAGUGAAAGCAAACACUUAUGAGAAGUAUUGGCCUUGGUAUCAGAAAUAUGGAGGCCAGUCUUUUCCUGCGGACCACUUGAAAAAAGCAGUUUCUGAAAUUGAGGAAAUGUGCAAUAUUCUGCGCCAUGAGGGAGUGACGGUGAGACGCCCCGAACCCAUCGACUGGUCCAUGGUUUACAAGACUCCAGACUUCGAAUCCUCUGGUAUGUAUGCAGCUAUGCCCAGGGACAUCCUCAUCGUGGUGGGCAAUGAGAUCAUUGAGGCUCCUAUGGCAUGGAGGGCACGGUUCUUUGAGUACAGAGCCUACAGACCCCUGAUCAAGGAGUACUUCAAGAAGGGAGCCAAAUGGACCACUGCUCCAAAACCCACUAUGGCUGACGAGCUGUACGAUCAGGAUUAUCCGAUUCGUACCGUGGAGGACAGACACAAACUUGCAGCUCAGGGGAAGUUUGUGACCACAGAACACGAGCCCUGCUUCGACGCCGCCGACUUCAUCCGAGCCGGACGAGACCUGUUUGUCCAGAGGAGCCAGGUUACAAACUACAUGGGAAUUGAAUGGAUGCGGCGCCAUCUUGCCCCUGACUACAAAGUGCAUGUGGUCUCCUUUAAAGACCCAAACCCCAUGCACAUCGACGCAACUUUUAACAUCAUCGGCCCGGGACUGGUGCUGUCAAACCCGGAUAGACCAUGUCGCCAGAUCGACAUGUUUAAGAAGGCUGGCUGGACUGUUGUGAAACCUCCAACACCUUUGAUUCCUGAUGAUCAUCCUCUGUGGAUGUCGUCUAAAUGGCUCUCAAUGAAUGUUCUGAUGUUGGAUGAGAAGCGUGUUAUGGUUGACGCCAAUGAGACCACCAUUCAGAAGAUGUUUGAAAGUCUUGGUAUAAAAACCGUAAAGGUGAGCAUUCGUCAUGCCAACUCACUCGGAGGAGGCUUCCACUGCUGGACCACAGAUGUGCGUCGCCGUGGGACACUGCAGUCGUAUUUCCACUAG
Molecule: messenger RNA, 1290 nt
Organism: Boleophthalmus pectinirostris (great blue-spotted mudskipper)
Lineage: Eukaryota; Metazoa; Chordata; Actinopteri; Gobiiformes; Gobiidae
Gene: gatm
Product: glycine amidinotransferase (L-arginine:glycine amidinotransferase)
Exons: 9
Coding region: 16-1290 (424 amino acids)
Cellular component (GO): mitochondrion
Molecular function (GO): amidinotransferase activity
Source: RefSeq, a predicted model, not a curated record